AUGGAUGCCGCAGAAGCCUUUGAGAACCUUGCUAAUCUUGAACAAGAUUUCGGAAAGGCUGAAAUUGAAAUCUUAAGAAAGCAGAAUGAAUUGUUUAAGCCUCUUUUUGAGAAACGCCGCGAUAUUUUAAAGAACAUUCGCAACUUCUGGGUGGUCGUUCUUGAAGCUGCAGGAGAUGAAAUUAGCCAAUACAUUACUCCUGAAGAUAGCAUCCUUUUGGAGAAGUUGGAAAACAUCUAUGUUGAAAGAUAUGACAAGGAAGACCCUCGUAAUGUUCGCAUCACCUUGACUUUCCAAUCCAACGAUUAUUUGGAGGAUGAUAACCUUAGUUUGGUUAAGGAAGUCUGUGUGAAAGAAAGCACUACAAAAGACGAAGAGGGUUUGGAAAAAACUAACACUUCUCUCGUUUCGAAGCCUACAGACAUCAAGUGGAAGACUGGAAAGAGCCUAUUCCGCAAGAAUCAAGACAGCCCUCCCAACUUCUUUGACUAUUUCCGUUGGACUGGCGAAGAAGAAGAAGACGACUUUGAUGGUGCCUCUCUUACCAUCUUUUUGGCUGAAGACUUAUUCCCCAACGCUGUCAAGUACUUCACUGAAGCCAUGACUGAAGAGGCUAGCGAUGAAGAAGGCUCUGUAGAUUUGGAAGAAGAAGAUGAUGAUGAAGGAAAAGACGAGGCCGCAGAAGGAGAGAAUCAGGAACCACCCAGCAAAAAAUCCAAAAAUUAG
Schizosaccharomyces osmophilus is the source of this 726-nucleotide messenger RNA. It is a transcript of the gene ccp1, whose product is annotated as CENP-A histone disassembly chaperone Ccp1. Gene Ontology annotation, molecular function: chromatin binding; histone binding. The transcript is spliced from 4 exons. The record is from RefSeq and is a predicted model, not a curated record. Lineage: Eukaryota; Fungi; Ascomycota; Schizosaccharomycetes; Schizosaccharomycetales; Schizosaccharomycetaceae. The coding region runs from base 1 to 726 and encodes 241 amino acids. Gene Ontology annotation, cellular component: nucleus; chromatin. Gene Ontology annotation, biological process: nucleosome assembly.